UCCUCUCUAUGGUCGCUCCGCCUCUCCCUCGGCCAUGAAAUCCGCGUUCGUCACCGUGGGCACGACAAGCUUCGACGACCUCGUUACCGCCGUGACGACUCCCGAGGCUCUGCAGGUUUUACAGGAUCUUGGCUACAGCAAACUAGUCCUUCAGGUUGGCAGGGGCACAGUGUGUCCGGAUUCAGUCAGCUCAGCUACGUUUAUCCUGGAAGUCUUCCGGUUCAAGAACUCCCUAGCUGAAGAUGUGCAAACAGCCGAUCUUGUCAUAAGUCAUGCAGGUGCAGGUAGCUGUUUGGAAGUUCUGGAAGCUAGGAAACCGCUUCUGGUCGUUAUCAAUGACAAGCUUAUGGACAAUCAUCAGUUAGAACUGGCAAGACAACUUCAUAGGGACGGGCAUCUCUUUUACUGCACUUGCAAGACCCUUGUACAGACUCUUCAGUCAAUGGAUUUGUCAACUCUGAAGCCUUUUCCCUCUGGACAGCCAGAAAAAUUUGCUGCAUUCUUGGAUAGAGUGAUGGACAUUUGAAGGAAUGGGCUGUAAAAGAAAACUCACUCGUUUGAAAUGAAUGCUGUUUGCAUAAUUUCAGCAUGGGUGUUUAUGCACAUGCAUUUAAAUUAUGGACUAAACCACAGGGUCAACUUGAAUAAAAAGGAAUUUGGAGCAAAAGGGCUUUGGAUAAAUGCAGGCUACAUUGUACAAUGUAACUAAGCUGAAGAAACAACCUGAAGCAAAGGGAACAUAUGCAUGUGAAUAAAAUCUCUUUUGAAAUCUGUUAAACAUAAAUUUGCAACAGACCAGAUUAGUUUUGCUUUUAAGAUGGACACAGAAGCCAGCUCUGCUAAUCAUAUAGCCACUUUUUAAUAACGAACGUUGGAUGAGUACAAAAGCUUGUCAGGUUUCCAAGGCAAAGUGACACUUUGCAAGAGCUCCUUGUUAACACGAAAACAGGCAAAUCUGUUCAGCAGUUUUCUGAGGGAUCUUUUAAUCAGCGUUAUGAGCACCAUUGUAUUCAUACAUUUCUGUAACCUGUCCCUGUGAUGUCUGUGCUCUUGCCAGCAAUAAACCAGAAAAGUAAAGUAAAACAA
Molecule: messenger RNA, 1086 nt
Organism: Elgaria multicarinata webbii
Lineage: Eukaryota; Metazoa; Chordata; Lepidosauria; Squamata; Anguidae
Product: UDP-N-acetylglucosamine transferase subunit ALG13 homolog
Exons: 4
Coding region: 35-526 (163 amino acids)
Biological process (GO): dolichol-linked oligosaccharide biosynthetic process
Molecular function (GO): hexosyltransferase activity
Source: RefSeq, a predicted model, not a curated record